Messenger RNA from Dermacentor andersoni, 2757 nucleotides. RefSeq names its product acetylcholinesterase-like. NCBI's taxonomy places the organism in Eukaryota, Metazoa, Arthropoda, Arachnida, Ixodida, Ixodidae. Gene Ontology annotation, biological process: choline metabolic process; acetylcholine catabolic process. Gene Ontology annotation, molecular function: acetylcholinesterase activity. Gene Ontology annotation, cellular component: plasma membrane. The record is from RefSeq and is a predicted model, not a curated record.
CUCUCUGAUUGGCUAAGAAAUGCCGCCAUUGCAGAAUUUGACAAUCGCGUCGCAUAUACGAGACGGGAGGCGCGGGCUCCUGGUUAAUCUUGACCAUCUGCGUUUCUUCAACUCGCACCUAAAUCGAAGUACGCACGAGCGUUCUUUUGCAUUUAGCCCCCAUCCAAAUGCGGCGGCCACGCGCACACGAAUCAAAGCAGCGACCUCGAGCUCAGCAGUGCAACACCACGUGGUCGCUUAACUAUGUACGGUAGCCGGUAAGAAGUCCGUUUGAGCUAAGCAUGUCGAACGAGGCUCGCCAUGCGUCACCACGGGGACGGGUCUGUGUGACCCCGCAGCUCUACGACGGCCGGUACCUGUCCGCCCUCGGCGACCUGGUGGUGGUCGUGCCAAACUACCGGGUCGGGGCCCUGGGCUUCCUCAGCGGCCCAUCGGCCAACACGUUGCCGGGCAACGUCGGCCUGCACGACCAGCGGCUGGCGCUCUCGUGGACGCUGGCCAACAUCGAACACUUCGGCGGCAACGCGUCCCGCCUGGUGCUGGCGGGUCACGACGCCGGCGCGACGUCCCUGGGCUACCACCUGUUCAACGGCGACUCCGGCUUCUGGACGCGCAGCGUGGCGCGAUUCAUCCUGCAGAGCGGGGGACCCUUCCACAGAUAUAAGAAUGACGGCGCCGACGGUGCCGUUCGCUUGGCGACCAGCCUGCACUGUCCCGCGGACCUGGUGACCGAGGCGUCGCUUCGGUGCCUGCAGAACGCGUCCGUCGACGCGGUCGCCCGCAGCAAGAUGGCGCCCAGGUUCGCGCCAGUGUUCAACAGGGCGCCGCUGACGAGGCCGCAGAUACGUCGAGCGCUGGACAAGACGGCCCCGUCGAACAUGACUGGGCCGCAGGGCAAGGAGUUCCUGCUCGGUCGGGUGGCGCGGGAGGGCGCCUACCCGUGGUUCCUGGAGCAGCAGCGCUCCGGCAUUGGCGACCCCCAGCAGCUGGCCGCGAGGCUGGUCGACUACGAGGUUCUGGAGCGCUGGCAGAACGCCACGGGCAUCGCGCUGGACGCGGCCACCGCCGACGCGACGUACCAGGAGGCCGUCGGGGACAUUCUCGAGGCGUGCCCCAUGUCCGAGCUGGCCGAGCAACUGCAAGCGUGGAAGAACCGCGUGUACGCCUACGUGCUGGCAUACCGGCCCACGUACUCCAGCUGGACGGAAGAGACCGAGGCCGUCCACUUCGAGGACGUGGAGCUGGUGUUCGGCGUGCCGCUCAGGCCCGGCGCGCCCUCUGGCGAGCUCGACAAGCAGUGGUCCAGGACCAUGAUACGCGUGUGGUCCACGUUUGCGCGCACGGGGAGAACGCCCACGCUGAUGACCACCAAGUGGCCGGAAUUCGACAUGCUCCGACUCGCCACCAUGAAGCUGGGCCCCAAGGAAGUCACCGGGCAGCGGGACCCGAAGUGGCAGCGCUGCCGGGCCUUGCGAGACUCGAGCGCCACGCCUUCGUUGAGUUGAGGGGAGGGGAGGCCAGCCGGCCUGUCCAUGUCCUCCGAGAUCUUCAACGGACGCCGUCAAUUUCGGAGGCCAUAUAUAAAUCAUUUUCGACGCGCACAAACCACGCGAUUCGGCGUCGACCUCUCGGCUGUUCGCUUUCAAUCGACGUCACACGUGCAGUUAGUCGCACUAGCGAGUCGAAGCGUUCGUGCGCGCGCAGAUAUUAAAAGGUCAUUUGCAUACGGACGUCGUGCUCUUUUGUACGAUUAUCGACGAGUUGCAGCGUCAGCACAGCGAAUCGAACGCGCACUGAAAACCGUGCUUAUGAUCCCCGGCUUCCAGUCGCUUACCCACCCCCUCCUCUCCACCUGCGCCAGCUAGUCGCCUGGUUAUCUAUACAGGAUGGUAGAGCGACCACUCGGAAAAUCGGUGGUACCGCGCAAGUUCGAACUCGUGUGAGAACCCAAUAGGGACAGCCCCGGAUAUGUUGUUCGUGUGGUUUCCACGGACCCGUACAGAGAUACAUUGAUGGGAAAAACAGGAAGUAGGAUUCCAAACGACUUCUGCAUCAGCCCGGCGCGCGGAGGUCGUUAUAAGGCUACAGGAUGCUGCGAAGAAUUCGCGAAAAAAAAAAAAAAAGCAAAUGAGUGCCGACUGCCGAGGUGACAAUUUCGACUUCUCACUUAAAUUGUGUUAAAUGAACGUCCAAUUUUUCUAACACCUGAGAUGAACGAUGAAGCCAGCACAGGGGAAAUUAUUUGUAGUUCUAUGAUAGGGGGGGGGGGGGGGGGACGAAAGCGGACGAAAAGAAACUACUUGCAGCCGAUGGGAGCCUAACCCACAGUUAAACGCCGACUUGUAAAACACGAUGUGACAAAUUUCUCCGUUUUACGAAAAAAAGGAAGCGAACUCCAACGUUGCCUGCCUCGCAGCUGCAGUAUAAGGUCACCCAAAGGCCGGAAACAGCACCCUCCAAUAGUGGUAUCCCCGCCAAUACUGGCUAGGGAACUGUCGAUACAUGAACUCCAGCGUUACCUGCCUCGCUGCUGCUGUAUAAGGUCACACACAUGCCGGAAACAGCACCCUCCAAUGAACUCCAGCGUUAUCUACCUCGCAGCUGUAGUAUGUCAUACACAUACCGGAAACAGCACCCUCCAAUAGUUCUAUCCCUGCCUAUACUGGCUAGGAAACUGUCGAUAUAUUAAAACGUCUAUGUGUGUUGCCGCAAAUUAUUCUCUGUUACCACAUUUGUUAGUUCUGUAAUAUAUGUGAA